Messenger RNA from Perca flavescens (yellow perch), 2618 nucleotides. It is a transcript of the gene chrne, whose product is annotated as cholinergic receptor, nicotinic, epsilon. Gene Ontology annotation, cellular component: postsynaptic membrane. The coding region runs from base 140 to 1696 and encodes 518 amino acids. Gene Ontology annotation, molecular function: transmembrane signaling receptor activity; acetylcholine-gated monoatomic cation-selective channel activity. Lineage: Eukaryota; Metazoa; Chordata; Actinopteri; Perciformes; Percidae. Gene Ontology annotation, biological process: monoatomic ion transmembrane transport. The record is from RefSeq and is a predicted model, not a curated record. The transcript is spliced from 12 exons.
CGACAGCCGGAGUGGGCGACAGUCAGGGCCGUUUGGUGGGGGAUUUAGGGCUCUUCCUCUCUGUCUUUACUCUCUCUCUCUCUCUCAAACUUAAUAUUUAAAUAUAGUGCAGUGCCGUGCAGUGAAGUGGUCUUGGAACAUGAUGGCAGCAUGCAGGUUUUGGAUAUGUUUUGGAGUUGUAACUAUUCUCAGGACUUCAAUGGUUCAGGUGCAGUGUAAUGAGGAGUCCAAGCUGAUCGGUGACUUGUUCAAAGGCUACAACAAGAAUAUUCGCCCGGUGGUUCAUCCUGAAGACAAGCUGGAAGUUCAGAUCAAGCUUACCCUCACUAACCUUAUCUCCCUGAAUGAAAAGGAGGAGACUCUUACGACUAAUGUGUGGAUUGAGAUUCAAUGGACCGAUUAUCGCCUCUCCUGGAAUGCGUCUAACUAUUACGGCAUUGAUAUUAUUCGUGUCCCAUACAAUAUUGUUUGGCUUCCUGACAUUGUCCUUGAGAACAACAUUGAUGGCAAGUUUGAUGUGGCUUACUACGCCAAUGUGUUGAUCAGCAGCAAUGGUUGGAUGUACUGGUUGCCUCCUGCUAUAUAUCGCAGCACUUGUGCCAUUGAGAUCACCUACUUCCCAUUUGAUUAUCAAAACUGCACGCUAGCAUUCAGGUCCCAGACGUACAGUGCCAAUGAAAUGGACCUCAUCUUGGCUGUUGGAGAAAAAGGCGAGACUAUUGAGUGGGUGGACAUUGACCCUGAGGCUUUCACAGAGAAUGGCGAGUGGGCCAUCGUCCAUCGUCCAGCCAGGAAGAGGAUCAACACACGGUAUUCCCCAGAUGACCUAGAGUAUCAGGAGAUCACAUUCAAUCUGAUCAUCCAAAGGAAACCCCUCUUCUACAUCAUCAACAUCAUCCUGCCCUGCUCCCUGAUCUCCUCGCUAGUUGUGCUGGCCUACUUCCUACCUGCACAAGCCGGGGGACAAAAGUUGACUGUGUCCAUCUCUGUCUUGCUGGCUCAGACUGUCUUUCUCUUUCUUAUUGCUCAGAAGAUCCCUGAGACAUCUCUUUCUGUCCCUCUCAUUGGCAAGUACCUGAUCUUUGUUAUGUCUGUCACUACUCUCAUUGCCACUAAUCAAAUUGUGGUGCUAAACUUCUCCCUGCGCAGCCCCAACACUCAUACCAUGUCCCAUACCAUCAAACAUUUGUUCCUGGAAAUGGUACCCCGCUUCCUUGGCAUGUCCCCACUGGUGGAUGACAGUGAGGUGACAACGGAGGUAAACGGAGUGAGGGAACGACGGCGCAGCUCCUUUGGCCUCAUGCAGAGAGCAGAGGAAUAUGUACUGAAACAACCUCGCAGUGAAAUGAUGUUUGACAAACAAAGAGAGAGGCAUGGUCUCACGCGAUCGAUUGUGGAUAAUAUGGAUGUCAGCAGCACAGCCAACCUGUAUAAGAGUUUGGCUCAAGCUGCGCCCGAGAUCAAGCAAUGCGUGGAUGCCUGCAACUUUAUUGCUGAGAGUACGAAACAACAAAAUAACAUUGGAUCUGAAAUUGAAAGCUGGGUACUGAUUGGGAAGAUGAUCGACAAGGUGUGUUUCUGGGCUGCCAUGCUCCUCUUUAUCAUUGGCACAGUGUGGAUCUUCUUAACAGGACACUUCAACCGGGCGCCUGACUUUCCAUUUCCUGGGCAGAGCAAAAAAUAUGUCCCAAUUUAAAAAAAAAAAAAAAAAAAAAUUUUGCUCUAAAGAAACCUUAGCAAGGGUCACUGUGCCUCAUGCUGUCUAUAAGGCUGAGCAAUCUUGCUCAUUGAGUUCCAGGCUCAGAUUCAAGGUUGAGUUAGCAGGGCUUUUAUAACAGAGAUUUAACAACAAAUCUGUCUGGGUUCAUGUUCACAGCUCAGCCUUAUCUUUGUGAACACUAGUCAGGCAGCUGAGGGUUUUCAUUCAAACUUACAACUUUGUUCUAAGUUCUUCAUCUUAGUGUAAGUUAUUUGGAUGUAUACAUUAAAUGGGUGGAUCAGGUCUAGUUAAAAAUAAAGUGAUGUUUUAAAUCAUCAUCAUCAAUCAUCAAGUACAAUUGGUAUUUGUUUUGUGGUAUAAAAGACAACAGUGUAAGUUUAAACAGGUCCAGACUUCAGGUCGUAAGUGUAUUUGAAGAAAAGUAUCUGAAUGUGAUUCACCACCAUGCCGAGGAAGUUAUUUCUGUUGCAGCGAAGAACUUUCAAAUCAAAACUACAACGGCAUUAUGUACUACAUGGAGCCACAAGCAGUGUGUAGACCUGGAUUCAUAAAAAGCAAUAUAGAAGGUUCCUUAACUGAUAAACUGAUUUUAUUUAUACGUAAUGUGCUAAAGUUGUCAAUCGUUCAUGGGCUCAUAAGAAUUGUGCAUUUAUCACACUGCAAAACAUAUCUGAUAAAGUCUGGAUAAGUUUCCACGCAUUUGCUAUGUCUUAUGUGGAGAACCUGUGCUGUAACUUAAGCCAGCUAACUCUGAAUAAAAAGCUAUUAUUCUAUUCUAUUCUAUUAUUCUUACUAUGACUUAUUUAUUAGAAAUUCUUGUUAAAGGUAGAUGGCUCGAAGGGACAUUGUCUAGAUUCAUUGUGCCAUGUUUUUUAAAAUAAAUAUUUUGUUUUGUGCA